GUCCUGGCGCGUUAUAAGCCUCCCGGCGUAGCGCGGCCGGCGUCUCAGUGGAGCGCCGUGCGUCGACCGGUUCGCACCCCGCUCCGUCGCCAGCCGCCUUUCCGCUCAACCUCACCGCUCGCCGGCAACGCGAGUCGCCGAAGGUGUGUGUGUGUGUGCGCGCGUGCUGCCGCGUGACGAGAGCCGUCGCCGCACUCCCGUCGCGAGACACCUCGCUACUCCGGACACCGCUUUACUCCCUUUCGAGGGGAGUCAACUCCGAGCUCGCCUUUCGCGUCCGGUGGCUCCCGGAGAGCAGUAAAAGUGUAGGCGCGCUAGUGCGGCUAUACCGCGUCGACGAUGAUGGUCCCGUCGGUGCUCCUGGUGUUCGCUUCGUGCGCUGGAUUGUCGGCGGCGCAGCGUUCGACCACGGCGAGCGUGCCCGUCCCUCGGGUGGAUCGAAAUCUUAUGGACUGGGCGCUGCAGCAGGGCCUGGAAACGCAGCAGCACAUCUGGAACAUCACCGAGCCGGCGCUGUUCUCGAGCGGCGUGGCCAUGCGACCGGGCCAGCCGCCGUGGUUCCUGGGCGCCAUGGGAAAGACCAAGGUGGUGUCCAAGAACAUCUCGGCGCUGGCGCUCAUCACGGAGCAGGCCAGCAAGAACCUGGCCCGGCAGCUGAGCCUGUCGCCGCGCGACGUCACCUUCGGCCUGACCAAGGUGGACGUGCGCGGAACCCUGGCCCAGGCCCUGUGCCCGUACAAGUCCGGCAGGCUGGCGCCCCCGUGCUCGGCACAGCGGUUCCGGACGUACGACGGCUACUGCAACAACCUGCAGAACCCGUACUGGGGGAGCGCCAACCUGCGCUACCUGCGGUUCCUGCCGCCCAGCUACACCGACGGCAUCAGCUCACUUCGCGUAGACUCCCGAGGCCGACAGCUGCCCAGCGCGCGCACCGUCAGUGCGUCCAUGUUCCUGGACCAGGACCGGCCCCAUGACCAUGCCUCCAUGAUGACCAUCGCCUGGGGGAAGUUCGUCUUCCACGACAUGUCGCACACGGCUCAGACCGCCGGUUUCGAGGGGUCACGCAUCAAGUGCUGCGACGUGGCCGAGGGCUUCGAACACCCGGAGUGCCUGCCCAUCGACGUGCCCGCCCAGGACCCGUACUACGGCCGCUUCGGACAGCGCUGCCUCGAGUACGUGCGCUCCAGCGCCGCUCCCCGGGAGACGUGCGGACUGGGACCGCGGGAGCAGAACAACCAGGUGACGUCGUUCCUGGACGGUUCGACCAUCUACGGCUCGUCCGAGGCCGAGGCCAAGUUCCUGCGCGCCUUCGAGGCGGGCCAGCUGCUCAGCCAGCGGACGGCCGGCGGCGAGGAGCUGCCCCCGGCCGACCUGGCGACGCUCGACUGCCGCCGCGGGUCGCAGGACCCGCCCUGCUUCUCGAGCGGGGACCCGCGCAUCAACUCCGACCUGGGUCUGGCCAUGAUGCACACCGUGUGGCUCCGGGAGCACAACCGGGUGGCCCGCAGCCUGCAGGGCCUCAACCCGCAGUGGGACGACGAGAGAACCUUCCAGGAAGCUCGCCGCAUCGUGGGCGCUGAGAUGCAGUUCAUCACGUACAACGAAUUCCUGCCGGCGCUGCUGGGACCGGAAGUGGUCGAGCGGUUCGGACUGCGCCUCGAGAACCAGGGCUACUUCCGGGGAUACGACGCACGCCGUCUGCCCGGGGUCACCAACGUCAUGGCGGCCGCCGGUGUCUGGGCUCUGGCCUCCGCUGCACCCGCGCAGGUGGAGCUGUUCGACCCGGGCCGGUUCCAGCGGCUAGGCAGCCUGCCGGAGACGGCGUUCCGGCCCCAGGAGCUGUACUCGCGGCUCAAGCAGAUCGCCGCUGGCGCUCUCAUGCAGCACGCCCAGAAGAUGGACAACUUCGUCUCACGACACGUGACCCAGGACAUGUUCGCCUCUUCGAACAGAGAGUCCGGCAUAGACCUGGCCGCCGUUGCGAUCCAGCAGGGCCGGGACCACGGCCUCGCAGGCUACACCAACUGGCGCAAGUUCUGCGGCCUGCGCACCAUCGACAACUUCGACGGCCUGUCGCGUGUCAUGAGCUCGGACGCCGCGUUCAGGCUGAGCCAGCUGUACCCAACUGUGCACGAUGUCGACUUGCUGCCAGCUGCCCUGGCCGAGACUCCCGUUGAAGGCGGCCUCGUCGGUCCCACGCUCGCCUGCAUCUACGCCCACCAGUUCCGGCACUUGCGCGUCUCAGACAGGUUCUGGUUCGAGAACGCCAACCAGCCGUCGUCCUUCACCGAGGACCAGCUGCGCGAGCUGCGAAAGACCAGCCUCGCUCGCGUACUCUGCGACAACGUGUUCCUCAAGUCCGGCGGAGGAGUGGUGCAACCGCGGACCAUGCGGGUUCCGGACCCGUGGCUCAACAACCUCAUGUCGUGCGAGGACAGGCUCCUCACGAACGUUGACCUGGACGCUUGGCAGGAGGGAUCGAGGCUGCUUAACGUACCCGAUUCGGUUCUGCAAGACGCGCUCGCCGAUCUGGCAGCGUCCCAGGGAGGCCAGUUCGGCAGGUUCAACAGCCGCGGCGGGUUCAUGAGGGCCACGGCUGGUUCCAGGAGCAUACACAACCAGUCUGAGGCUCUGGAGCUGGCUACGAGGCGCCUGCUCAAGGCAAUGAAGAAAGGCGAUGGCAGGCAAGACGUCAUACCGGCACUCAGGCAGGUAGACCUGUCCAAGUUUGCCACAGAGUUCGAGGAACCGGCCGCCUGCGAAGAAGAGACCCUGGGUCCCUGUGACCAGAGGACGCCAUUCAGGACGCUUUCGGGCCGCUGCAACAACCUCAGGCGGCCUAACCUGGGUAAAGUGGGAAACAGCUUCAGAAGAGUCCUGCCAGGUCUGUACGAAGACGGCGUGUCGGCGCCGCGUUCACGUAGUGUCACUGGAACACCACUUCCCAGUCCCCGGCUAGUCUCUUUCACGGUUCACGGAGACUCCAGCCGCCCGCACCAGCGGUACACUAUGAUGCUCAUGCAGCUGGGACAGUUCAUCGACCACGACAUUGCGCACACGCCGCUUGCCGAAGGCCCCAAUGGCGAGACGCUGCGUUGCCGAGCGUGCGACUCGCCGCGUCGCAUCAAUAAGGAGUGCUUCCCUAUUCCCAUCCCUACCAACGACCCACACUUCCCUAGCGUCAGCCGGAAGAACCCUAACAUCCCGCAGUGCCUGCCCUUUACUAGGUCCAUGUCAGGGCAGAGGACCCUCGGGAGCAGGGAACAGAUAAACCAGGUCACAGGGUACAUGGAUCUGUCGACUGUGUACGGUUCGGACGAUUGCGCCAGGGAAGAGCUCAGAAUCUUCCGCGGUGGUCUGUUGAACAUGAGCGCCCACCCCGCGGGACCACAGUUCAAGCCGCUGCUGUCCGAAGUGGACGGCGCUGCAGACUGCAUCUCGUCCAACGGCCGCUGCUUCAUAGCUGGAGACACGCGCGUCAGCGAGCAGCCCGGACUCACCUCGAUGCACACCAUCAUGUCGAGGGAGCACAACCGCGUAGCUCGAGCACUUCAGGGCCUAAACCCGCACUGGAAUGACGACCGCCUCUUCGAAGAAGCGAGACGCAUCGUUGGUGCCAUGUACCAACGGAUCGUCUACUCCGAGUUCAUACCGCGGACGCUGGGCUGGGAGUCCGUGAGCCAGUGGGGCUUGCACCUGCUCGACGAAGGAUACUACAGCGGAUACGACCCCAACUGCGACGUCGGAUCCUUCAACGAGUUCGCGACGGCUGCCUUCCGCUUCGGCCACACGCUGCUACCUCCGGUGCUGAAGCUGGUAGGACCUGCGUACGACGAGCUGGGAGGCCUCAAGCUCACCGACGCGUUCUUCAACAGCCAGACCCUGUACCGCAGGGACAGGUUGGACCAGCUGCUGCGAGGCCUUCUCUCGACGCCAAUGGAGAACUUCGACAACCACGUAACCGAGAUGGUCACCAACCACCUUUUCGAGUCCAAGACUGUGCCCUUCUCCGGCCUCGACCUGGUCGCCAUCAAUCUGCAGCGGGGUCGCGACCACGGACUGAGGACGUACAACGACUACCGCGCCUUCUGCGGGCUAACGCGUGCUCGGUCCUGGUCCGACCUGGAGGGUCACAUUCCACGCAAUACGCUCCGGGCCAUCGCCGGAGUAUAUCGUGACGUUGAGGACGUCGACGUUUUCACGGGCGGACUCUCGGAGUUUCCGCUGGCCGGGGCCGUGGUUGGCCCGACGUUCAGCUGCCUGCUGGGCUUCCAGUUUCAGCGGCUUCGGCGCUGCGACCGCUUCUGGCACGAGAACGGCGGCACCGUGGGGCGGUUCACGCCCGACCAGCUGGCGCAGAUCAGGAAGGCCUCGUUGGCCAAGAUCAUCUGCCAGAACUCGGACACGACGCGGUUCAUCACCAGGAAGGUGCUAGACGUCUACGACCCAUUCCUUAACCCGAGGGUUUCCUGCGGUAGCAUACAAGAUGUCGACCUCAACUUUUGGAGGGAUAACAUCGUGUAGACAUGGCCCAGAGCAACGAGAAGACGUUCGUGUGAGAGUAGUGACUACCGCUUGGCGGCGCUGGAGCUGCCAUCGCGCACGGAAGCGGUGGGCUGCAGCUGGAGAAAGACUGAACGUGAUAGUGACGUCACGUGCCGUCAUGUGACGGAAAGUGUCCCACCAAACGGCAUUCAACGCGGGAGCUCUCCGAGAGAUCACAGCUGCGAAACUCUGCGGUUUUUCUUUUCCGAGAGUGUGUGCCGAGGUGUGUUUGCGCUAAUACGUAACAGUCACGUCUUUGGAGAGUUUUAGAGAGCGUUAGCUUGCCCGUAUGACUUAUUACCCUGCACGGAAUACCGGGCAGCCAAAGGUGCAGACGUGGGUUGGCGCCGUGUUAGUGGCGGCAUCUUGCGGCCUAAGGUUUAUCCAGACAUGACACUGAGCUAUUACUGUUAGUGACCUGCUGUAUUCUGCAUAACUACUACAGUAUUGUAAAACGUCAGUAGCGACAUAUUCGUUAACCAUUAAUGAGUUUUUUUCCUUCGCAGAGAACACUAUGUAACAUUAAUCAAUUAAUUAGUUAAUCAAAAACUUUUCGAACAUUCUGCAGUUGGACAAAGAGUCACAAGACGUCGCUACCAGCGUUGCUAAUGCUAUCCACGUCCCCGAUAGUACGGUAUUUUGCAAAGGGUGAUACGUCCGCGGUCAAUUGCUAUAGCUCUCCUUCACUAGCAAGAUUAGAAAUAAGAUGGAGCGUGAACGCGUUCUUAAGGGCACAAACACUGUGAUGGCAAGGAAGUGCUGACAACCAUUCCUUUCUUUUUUUUUUAGUUUGAAAAAGGAGGAGGGGUAAAGCGUGCUUGUGUCAUAUUUAACUCAAUUCCACAUUUCUCGUACUCCCUGACAAUGUUUGUUGUCUCUACCGGUGUAGUUUGCUCACUUUGCCCGUGCCACAAGAAGAGUCAAAAUACAUCAAUCGAGGGAGUACGAGAACUCUCGGAAAUGGAGUAAAUUAUUAGUAAGAGUGUUUACUCCGGUAUAAUGGAGGUACCCGCACCCAUUUUCUUUAUGAAGCGAAAAAGGACAAGAUGUUGUGCAGCUGUUCCUCGUACUUCACGCGUUUGUCGCAAACCCCUGGCCUUCCAUAUCACUGUGCUGCUUAUGAUAUGUACACAGAAGAGAAGUGCUGGCAGAACGGUACCUCGCAAAAGACGCUUUCUUUUGUCUGUUCGCUGUUGCGCAUAGAAUGGAUGUUUACGAGUCAACGGCAUGGGCACGUGACCAUUGAGAAACCGUAGUUUCGCAGCCAUGUCUCGCUCGUAGGACUCGGCUGUUCAUUUCACACGUAGGCGCCAUCAUCAUGCUUAGAUGCGCAUUACUAAACGUACUUGAGCACGCCUUUAGGAUAGCUUCUAUCACGUUACUCACCUCGUCGAAAUCACACAUAGCGCCAUCAUUUUUCACCAAGAUUUCCAUCGUUAGCGAAGCAAAAAGAAAAUAUGUAUACCAUCCUAGAAACUGCUUUACAAAACUACGCGAGGCUUCUUUUAUAUAAUUUAGACGUCCCAAUAGCACACUCCUGAUUGCAUAGGUUCGACGAUAAAAUCUUGACGUAUAUCUAUAGCAACACAUAACGGUGUUGAAUCGAAAGAUGCUGGUCUUUUGUCCCGUUCUACGAUUGUCUCUCCGACAAUUCCUCUGCUAAACAGCAACUGUUGCCGGAUUCAGCUUCUGUUCAUUCUUGUCUAAUAUUGCCGUGUGACACGUGUUAUCAAGUACAAAUGGAAGAGGAGAAGAGUGUCAAGCAAGAAAGGCAAAAUUAUGACAGCUCUUGUAUCAUGAUUACUAUUGUACCAAGCCAUCCGAUCGGUGGCUUAUCGUUCGUAACGGGUUGCGCCAUACACCACGUGUGAUCAACCAGUCUUGUAUCAAAUGAUGAAUAUCGACAUAAAGCUUGAGCUAGUGGCGGAAAUCGGGACGACUGAUUUGGAGAAUGACGUGUUUACUGCUUAAGAACUCAUGAACACCAAAUUAUUAAAGCAAGCACAGUGUUUGAUUGCACUGACCUUUCGUAACACGAUGUUUUAAAACAUCUGUGCCGCAUUCGCUGGGGCAAACUAUGGCACAAUAUUCAACGACCUAAAUUUUCACAUUUACCGUAGUUCACAGACACAUGCCUUAUGCCUAUUCUAUAGCCCGCAAGAUUCAGCUUCAGCAAAGUAUAAAAGGAACGCUUCACUUACGCUGUGCACAUCUAGCGAACAGUCAGCUGGGUAUUUAAAUCCCAUUGAGUAUUGAGUGCUUAAGUGGCCGCGUGUCGAAAGUAUACGUAGCCAUGCGCAUGCGUUGUGCAAUGAGUGGUACGCGCAGGCUAUCGGCCUCUCGUUCUGUCUUUCUGUAUAGGGACAAUAUUCCCGAAUGGUGCUUAAACUCCAGACAGCAAAUAGCGCGUCUCCGGGUGCAGAACCAGCCAAUUACGAAGAGAUGGCCUGCACGCUAUUUAGCUAGAGACAGUCCUCAUUGCAGGGACAUCCAACAUUUAAGCUAUUGCGUUCCGCUGGCGGGAGUCCAGAAAAUGCAGCAACUGUUUUGCAAAAGAUUCUUGAUUUGGCAAUAUGCCCGCCGAAUGAUAUUGCAAUACGUAAGGAUUUUAUGCAUGAAAGUUACCGAUUAGUGACACUGCAUAUAUUUGCGCAUGAAUGUACAGUAUGCUCUUGAAUGUAAAGUAUCUCAAGAUUGUGCAAUUUUCGCUUAGUAACUCUGGCACAUUAAGAAUGUUUUUUUAUAAUGAUGAUGAUGAUGUUAAGUGCCAGUGGUCACGCAGACUCAUUCAGCGCGUUUGCUACGCCGUGUCAGCACGCGCACAUGCUAGGCUUUCGGCUAGUUACUUCACUCGACACAAUUUGUGCGCACAGUCCCCACCAAACACAGCGAGUGGGGCGAAGAAUUCUUAAUGCCACCUAGAGUUAUUUCGUUCAAGGGAUCGUCCGGCGAUUAGUUGACAAUGUGCUAUUGACAUACAAUUAGGUGGGCCAGCUCAGAAUAUUUUUUUUUUUAAUUUCAGCUAUAUGAGCGGUGCGAGACGUCAGAGGCGUCCUCUAUAUAUACGUUUCAACCAUAGAGCCCUAUUCUUGCCUUGCAUUUCCAUUUUUUGCUCGGACUCGCUAUGUGAAAACCUUUUUGGUAGUCUCGCACGAGCGCACACGGAACAAUGAGCCGCCUACGACGUCGUGUUGUGCCAUCCGAGCUGUAUUAUUUCAAGUUUCGCAUCCAAGGAGAACAAAAAAAUUGAUAAGACCCUGUUAGUCUGCUAUUCUUCAAAAUAAAAGAAAAAUGAAUGUAGGUUGUUUUAGAGGUAUAUGAGAGCAUGAUUUGCUUCAGAUCUCGAAAUCACAUGAAACCGCCCGAUGAUCCCUUCGAGCAACGCGUUUUACCUGUGACAAAUGUCGCGACAAAUAAAGUCCUCUUGUCUGUCGUAUCGUCAUAUCUGUAAAUAAACUUUUGUUCAUAGUUCCUGAAA
Molecule: messenger RNA, 8023 nt
Organism: Dermacentor andersoni
Lineage: Eukaryota; Metazoa; Arthropoda; Arachnida; Ixodida; Ixodidae
Biological process (GO): response to oxidative stress
Molecular function (GO): heme binding; peroxidase activity
Source: RefSeq, a predicted model, not a curated record